Trichechus manatus latirostris (Florida manatee) is the source of this 6154-nucleotide messenger RNA. RefSeq names its product flavin containing dimethylaniline monoxygenase 4 (gene FMO4). Gene Ontology annotation, molecular function: flavin adenine dinucleotide binding; N,N-dimethylaniline monooxygenase activity; NADP binding. The coding region runs from base 1950 to 3521 and encodes 523 amino acids. The transcript is spliced from 9 exons. NCBI's taxonomy places the organism in Eukaryota, Metazoa, Chordata, Mammalia, Sirenia, Trichechidae. The record is from RefSeq and is a predicted model, not a curated record.
GUUCAUGUCGUACACAACUUAUUUUUCCUUAGUGAGCGUACAUUCUACUGUCACCUGUAUGACAGAAAGGACAGUGCCUGAGAACACUUUGGUCAAAGUCAGCUUCCAUUUAUUUUUCUUUUAGAAAAAAGAAUUUGGAUUUCAAGGUUUUUUUGUUCUUGUUGUUUUGUUUUGUUUUUUGUUUUUUUAAAAACAAACACUAUCUUUGGCUAUCUGGCUUUGAGAAUAACUUAAGUCAGAGUAUCUGCUUUAUGCCAACAAGGUAAGUGUUUUUUGUUUUUCUUUUUAAUGGGGAAAUAUUUCCAGAAGCUGCUUUUGCAGAGGGUGAAUGUUCUCCUUGAAGAGUGCAUUCCUUAAGAAAGAAUGUGAUUACAUUCUUCUGGAACCUCUAGAUUAACGUUAAAGCAACAGAGUUAAAGAAAGAGACAGAGGCAGAGGAAAGCUUAGGGAAACAAAGUUAUGUUAUGGGGUGAGGGGGCCAUCUGAAAAGCAGGUGUCAAUAAUAAUAACAGAAUCAUGGGACUUUCAGUGAUUCUAGGAACACCUCUGUGUUCAUCUUGUGUAUGAAGUGGAAGUACCAGGCAUUGGAAAACGCCAAAUACUCAGUCGAAAAUACUGGUGGAUAACGAUAACAAAUGUAAACAGAUCAGAAUCCAAACUCAAAGAAAUCAUAAUCAAUUACAGGAUUUGUAAAUCACCCGGUCUCUCCGUGUCUCAGAAAUAAUUCCUACCUUUGCUUGUUGGUCAGGUAUGCGGCGAGAUUAUCAUGUACAAAAGUCCAAUCCAAUACACUAGAGCUCCUUUCUGCCAUCGGACUAAACUCACGCCAUCUUCGAGCUACAAAGGACUUUGCUUUUGUAGUGCAUUUUCUAGUUUACAAAGAACUUAAACAUGCCCUUCAAGCCUGCAGUAUUUAUUCCUACAUUUGAAUUCACAUCUAUUUCUAAGCACUAAUUAUUUGGCAUUCAGGCAUUAAAAACGUAGUCUUUUCAAGCUGAAGGGAAACACAAAGAAAACUACUGCAAACCUCUAUUUCACAAACGUGAAAACAAAAGCACAGAGAAAUCAAAGAUUUUGUCCAAGGUCACACAGCUAAGUGGAAGCAGAAACAGUACUAGAACUCAGAUCUCCCAAUUUCCAGUUCUCUCUCUAACUCAACUAUUGGUUUAAAGUCUAUUUUUAAAUGGCUGUCCCCACUCAGAAAUUCAUAAUCUGUAAAUAUGGUGUAAUUUUAAAAGGUGCAAAUUCCCAACUUGUUUUUGCUGCGUGUACAGUCUCUAAAACACAAGAUGUUUUUGCCCGGGACCCUUUUUAGCCCACAGCCCACUUCUGUGCCUUUCACUGGGUCUCCAGGCAGGGCAAAACAGCUCAGGAGAGUCUGCAAGCAUUGGCGCCCAGAGCACGAUAGGACUCGACACAUGGUGGGGAGGCAUGUCUGCUAUCUCUGUAUAGUGGCACCUCCUUGAGGACAUUCACUGGGCCUUUUUUUGUUGUUGUUGUUAAAGACUUUAUCACUAUUAUUUAGUAACUGGGUCUUAAGCCACACUUGGAGGGCCCCCGUGCUUGGCUCAGUACCUGCACUUAGAGUUACCCAGAAUGCAUCUGUAAAAUUAAUGAGUUAAUUUGCAGCCAGUCUAUAAACUUCUGCACAUUUUUCACUUUUCCAAUUCAGUUAGUAACCAUUUAUUUUGUGUUGUUAUUGCAAAGAUAGAGCACAGCUGAGAUCUACCAGCUCCAGACCUCUACCUAGUAAGCUGGAAAUUCAAGGGUUCUUAUUGGUGGGUGUCAUUUAUUUCUGGCUGGAGGUAGUCUAGACCUCCUACUCCUCAACCUGAAGGAAGCCACAGAAGCUCUGCUUGACUUUCCUCUAACAAAGCAUAUUAUGGCCAAGCGAGUUGCAGUGAUUGGAGCUGGUGUGAGUGGCCUCUCCUCUAUCAAAUGCUGCUUGGAUGAGGACCUGGAGCCCAUCUGCUUUGAGAGAAGAAACAUCUAAAGAUGGGAUGACCAGGGUCUACAAGUCAUUAGUGACAAAUGUCUGCAAGGAAAUGUCAUGUUACAGUGACUUCCCCUUCCAAGAAGAUUAUCCCAAUUUCAUGAAGCAAGAAAAAUUUUGGCACUAUCUCCAAGAAUUCGCUGAGCACUUUGACCUUUUAAAAUAUAUUCAGUUUAAGACCACUGUGUGCAGUGUAACAAAAUGUCCAGACUUCUCUGUAAGUGGUCAGUGGGAUGUCAUCACAGAGACAGAGGACAAAAAGGACAGAGCUGUCUUUGAUGCUGUCAUGGUUUGCACUGGACAUUUCCUGAAUCCCCGUUUACCUUUGGAGUCAUUUCCUGGAAUCCAUAACUUUAAAGGCCAUAUUCUACACAGUCAAGAGUACAAGAUCCCAGUAGGCUUUCAGGACAAACGCGUCUUAGUGAUCGGUCUUGGGAACACUGGAGGGGACAUUGCAGUGGAGCUGAGCAGAACGGCAGCUCAGGUACUUCUUAGUACUAGAACUGGUGCCUGGGUUGUUGGCCGAUCUUCACAUGGUGGCUACCCUUUUAAUAUGAUGAUUACAAGAAGAUGCUAUAAUUUUAUUGAACAAAUUCUACCUUCAUGUGUACUAAAAUGGAUUCAAGAGAGGCAGAUGAAUAAAAUAUUUAACCAUGAGAAUUAUGGAUUAAGUAUCACAAAGGGGAAAAAAUCAAAGAUAAUUGUGAAUGAUGAACUACCAACCUGUAUCCUCUGUGGGUCAGUCACUAUGAAAACCAGCGUGAAGGAGUUUACAGAAACCUCGGCUCUCUUUGAAGAUGGGACAGUGGAAGAAAAUAUAGACGUUGUGAUAUUCACCACAGGAUAUACAUUUUCUUUUCCCUUUCUUGAAGAACCUUUAAAAAGCCUUUGUUCAAAGAAGCUAUUCCUAUACAAGAAAGUCUUUCCCUCAAACCUAGAAAAGGCAACAUUAGCUAUCAUUGGCCUCAUCAGCCUUAAAGGAUCUAUCUUAUCAGGCACAGAACUCCAAGCACGGUGGGCUACAAGAGUGUUCAAAGGACUUUGUAAGCUACCACCAUCCCAAAAAUUGAUGGCUGAUGCCACUAAAAAGGAGCAGCUCAUAAAAAGGAAUGUGAUUAAAGAUAACAGUGAAGACAAACUCGACUACAUUCCUUACUUGGAUGACCUCGCUGCAUGCAUAGGCACAAAGCCCAAUGUCCCACUUCUGUUUCUCAAGGAUCCCAGACUGGCUUGGGAAGUUUUUUUUGGACCAUGUACUCCUUACCAGUACCGACUAAUGGGUCCUGGAAAAUGGAAUGGAGCCAGAAAUGCCAUCCUGACCCAGUGGGACAGGACACUGAAGCCCUUAAAAACUCGGGUUGUUCAUGACUCCUCAAAGCCUGCCUCCAUGUCACAUUAUUUAAAAGUUUGGGGGACACUUGUCCUACUUGCCUCUCUUCUACUUCUCUGUAAAUCUUCACUUUGUUUUAAACUGUUGUGGGAUAAACUGCAGGAUAGAAUUUCCCCUUACCAAAUAAGUAUUUGGUGAGGAUGAAUCUGGUUGGUUACAGGGUUGCACCAAGUCAUGUUAAUUCUAUCUCCAAAUACAUUCUCCUCUCCUCUCUGUCAUAACUGUUGUAAUCCAAGUUCAGGGCCAACCAUCUCUUCUCUGAAUUAUCGUAUUAUCUUCCUCUCUGGUUUCUAUAUUUCCUUUCUGCCCUAGUUUCCAAUCCAUUUUCUACUCUACUCCCUAAGUGAUUAUUCUGAAAUGAAAAUAUGGUCAUUGUUUCAAUCAAGGUCCUGGUAGGAAUCAGAUGGUGCUCUCAAAUUAGAUAAUUUAUGGAAAAUUUAAUACAGAGAUUAUUUAAAAAGGUUUGGCAGGAUUUAGGGAAAUCGUAGGGAUAAUAAAACACCACCAGACUGGUAACAAUGAGAUACCUGAUGAGGCAAGGGGAGAAAGCAAUUAUGAAGGAGAGAGAGAACUGUGUGGAGAAGGCCACCUAACAAGAGCUAUGAUCUUCAGCUGACUAAUGAAGACAAGCCAGGGUGACUCCAAAAGUAAAGCGCUGGGGGAAUGAACUGCCUAACUUUACUGUUUUCCCUCCUUCCAAUCCCCUUCCAUUGGCCAAACCCAACCAAAAGUCACAGGGCAAGGUUGCCAACUGAUAUGGUUCAUUGAGUUCAGCCUCCUAGGGCACUGGGCAGAGCAAAAAUGAUGAAGAGUGAAUAUGGAGGGACAAACAGAAGCGAUCCAGUGCAGUCAUCCUUUCCAGUUUAAAAUCCUUCAAAGUUUCUCCUUUAAUUAGAGAUAAUCAUCAAAAUUCCUUAGCAUAGCAUAGGAGGCCCUUCAUGAUCUGGGUCCCUUCACCCAGGUCACCAAUAUCCUCUCCUGUAGCUUCCCCCCUGCAAACUCUACCAUUCAGCAAUACCAAACUAUUAAGUGUUUCAUACCUCCACAUGUUUGCCUCUGUCAGGAAUGCAAUUCCACACCUUGCAUGACUAGUGAGCUCCUAUCUCUCUUUCAAAUGGAGCUUCAUUAUCUUACUCUGAGAAGCUUUCCCUGAUUCUCCAAAGCAGAGCUGAUCACCUCUGUGUAACCACUAUAUCUCUCGUACUGCUCUGUUGUUGCUCUUUUCUUACUACAUUAAUUUUAUCCAUCUCCUCGUAAAUUGUGAGUUCCUUAGAGAACCAUGUCCUACUCAUCUAAAACACUGCCUGAUACAAAGUAUUGUUAAAUAAAUACUUGAUGAAUGAACAGUAGCUUCAUUGUAUUCCUUGUCUGUCCUCUUCUGGCAACAUGAUAAAUUAGCUCAGAUCACCUGAGCUGUGUAAAUGAAAAAGGACAGGUCAAUAAUAGCCAAUUUUAUAAGUAAAGGAUAAGUCAUGUGGAAAUUACAGGCAAUAUAAGUACACAUUAACUGGGAACUCAGCGUACCAGUUAAGAGCAUCAGAACAACCCCAGCCCUGCCACUAGCUCUGUGGCUGUGGCCAACUUAUAUAACUUCUCUAAGUCCUCAUCUGAAAAAUGGUGGUAAUAAUAGUACCUAUCUUGAAGUGAACAUUGAGAUAAUGCAAGGUGUGUGGUACACAGUAAAUUAACUAUUAAUAACUGCAGAGACUAGGGACACUUUCUAUUCUCUGAAUUAAAGGACUUGAAGACUGUUGCCUGGCUGUGUUCCCUGCUGCCUAAUCAGAAAGCAUGACCUUUGUCUUGCAUGGAUUCUCUGGUAGCACCAAGUAAGCUCACUCUUUUGUCCUUGUGUCCCUGUCUUAGUUACCAGCUUCUGCUAUAAAAAAACACCACAAGCAGCUGUCUUUAAAGAAUAGGAAUGUAUUGUCUUGUGGUUUGGGAGUCUAGAAGUCCAAAUCAGGGCAUCAGUUCUAUGGCAGUGUCCUUCCUCAUUAGUAGCUCCGGGCAUUUUUGGUGUUCCUUCACUUGUAGCGGGCUCUUCAUACGGUGUCUGUCUUUCCCUGUGUGUGUUCUGCUCUUUUUAUAAGGUGCCACUCACAAGGGACUGGGUUUAGGAACCACCCUACUCUUGUAUGAUUUCAUUAACGUAACAAAAGAAGAGAAAACCCCUAUUUCCAAGCAGGGUCAUAUUAACAGGUACGGGGUUAGGAUUACAACAUAAUUUUGGGGGAACAUAAUUCAAGUGCCUCUCCAGAUAUGAUUAGUAGAUGUGUCUGGGUUUUUACUGACAUCAGUCCCCUAGUAAAAGGGGCACCUAAUUCCAGAUCUUCAAAACUAACUAAAACUGACCAACAGAAGCAACAUGUUUAAGCUAUCUAUAUUCCCAAGUUCUUGAAGGUGAAAUUAGAACUGAAAUGUCUUCAGCUCAUCAUAACUUAGGUCUAUAAUGCUGCUAGUUUUCCUAUGUACUAUUUUUUUUAAGAGAAGACAGAGAUUUGGAGAAGUUAAGUAAUCUGCCCUGGUUUAUACAACAGGUAAGACACAGAACAGGGAUUUGAUCCCAAACACAUGUGACCCUAAAUUCCAGGCUCCCUCACUAGUUGCCAUGGCUGACAACUCCUCCAUUCACUCCCUUCAACCUCAAGUUGCUUAUUGAUGAUGCUCCAACCUAGACACAGCCUCCUCCAGAAAGCCUUGAUCUCCCUGCUCACUUCUCUUCUGUGCUGCGUCUACACCUUGAAUGUUGUUGUUGUGUGCCUUUGAGUUGAUUC